ACUAUUACACUGUUGCCUCUUUUGAAUGGAUUUAGUUCCCUUGUAGGAAAAGAAGUGCUGUGAAUUAGUACUUGUAAAUAAAUACUACUUGCUGUGUACACUUUUGGUACAGGAUUUUGUAUUCAAUGUCAAAGUAUAAUCCUUGUGAAUAUGAUCCUUUUACAUUUUACACCGCAAUGAAACGUCUAUGUACCAAGAUUUUCCUGUUGUUUUUGUUGCUGCUGUUGUUGUAUUGCUAUUCCGGUUUUAGGAUGAUCGGUCAAGAAAACCCGUAUCCCGAAACGGUCGAGAAAGUGAACAUAUUCAUAUUAGGAGGACAAAGCAACAUGGCCGGAAGAGGCGGGGUCGAUGACAAGGAAUGGGACGAAUAUGUGCCUACCGAAUGCAUGAGAAAUCGAAGAAUUCUUCGACUAAAUGAAAAUUCAGAAUUGGAAGAGGCUGAAGAACCACUCCAUUCAGGAAUUGAUGUGAAUAAAACUUGCGGGGUUGGUCCAGGAAUGGCAUUUGCUAAUGCAAUAUUGGAAAAAGACCCUAAUUUUGGGGUCAUAGUUUUGGUCCCUUGUGCCAUUGGAGGGACAAGUAUUACAGCUUGGUCUGGUUCUAAUAGCAGCCUCAGAAGCCAGAUGAUUAAAAGAACAACUGAAGCUCUCAAUUAUGGUGGAAAAAUUCGUGCAAUUUUGUGGUAUCAAGGAGAAAAAGAUACAGAAACCGAAGCUGCCUCCUAUUUGUUUCCCAGCGAAUACCAAGUGUUUCUUUAUCGUUUAUAUCAAGAAUUGAAGAACCCCCAAAUUCCAUUUGUUCAGGUGGCAUUAGCAUCAGGACAGGGAGAAGCAGAUUGGCUGGAAAAUGUUCGAGCAAGUCAAAUUGCAGUGAAGAAUGUUAUAACUGUUGAUGCCAUGGGACUCCAAGUUGGAGAAGAUGGCCUCCAUCUCACCACUAACUCACAGGUUUGCCUUGGCAGGAUGCUAGCAGAUGCCUUUUUCAGCACCAUUUCAUAAAUUUUUAUUUCAAAUUAUUCAGACCAGAACAACAAGUUAACGGCAGAAUUUGAGUCCAAUGUAUAGCCACAAUUUCAAUACUUAUUUUUGCUAAAUAGAUAGUGAAAUUUUUUGAUACUUAA
This is a messenger RNA of Olea europaea var. sylvestris, 1120 nucleotides long. Its product is annotated as probable carbohydrate esterase At4g34215. The coding region runs from base 126 to 998 and encodes 290 amino acids. NCBI's taxonomy places the organism in Eukaryota, Viridiplantae, Streptophyta, Magnoliopsida, Lamiales, Oleaceae. The record is from RefSeq and is a predicted model, not a curated record. The transcript is spliced from 2 exons.